UGUAGCCUAUCACUGCUGCGCUCUCUCUCAUCCGCCGGCUGAGGGACCGAAAGCAGCCUGCUAGAGAAACCGCGAGAAGGGGGAGAGGAAACGGAGCGACGGAGAUGGCGAGCAUCAACAUGGGGCUGAGACCGCUGCUGCUGCUGGGGCUCGCGUGGGUCCUCCUGGUCGUCCUAACGCCUCGUGUCCAAUGUCUAAAUGGCGACGAGGACCAGAGCCAGGACACCGAGUGUAAGAUGAAGAGCGUCACCGUGUCGGCUUUGCCGUUUUUGAGGGAAAACGACCUCAACAUCAUGCACAGUCCGUCGGCCUCCGAGCCCAAGCUGCUGUUCUCCGUUCGAAACGAUUUUCCCGGAGACGUCGUGGUGGUGGACGACCUGGAAAACACCGAGCUCCCUUUUUUCGUCUUAGAGAUCUCUGGGAAUUCAGAGGACAUCCCUCUGGUGCGCUGGAGACAGCAGUGGCUGGAGAAUGGCACUCUGCUCUUCCACAUCCACCACCAGGACGGCAGCAUGAACCCCCCGGAGCCGACCGAAAACCCGGCCAACGACUCGGCGAAGGAGGAGCUCCGCAUCCUGCACAUCUCUGUCAUGGGCGGGAUGAUCGCCCUUCUGCUGUCCGUCCUGUGCCUGGUCCUGAUCCUCUACACCCGCAGGCGCUGGUGUAAACGCCGUCGCAUCCCUCAGCCCCAGAAGAGCGCCAGCGCUGAGGCGGCUAAUGAGAUCCACUACAUCCCCUCCGUGCUGAUGGGAGGCCAGGCCCGGGAGAGCUUGAGGAACUCUCGGGGUCAGGGGCCGAACUCCAGCGGUACCCUCAGCAUCCGGGAGACACCGAUUUUGGAUGGGUAUGAGUAUGACAUUACAGACCUGCGUCACCAUCUGCAGCGGGAGUGUAUGAACGGUGGCGAGGAGUUUGCCAGCCAAGUCACCCGUACCCUGGACUCCCUCCAGGGCUGUAAUGACAAGAAUAAUAUGGACCUCACACCUGUGAGUGACAACACUAAGCUGGCCCUAAUGAACAAAUACAAGGACAACAUCAUCGCCACGAGUCCAAUCGACAGCAACCACCAGCAGAACACCCUGCUUCCACACAACACCUCCACCAGCCAACGCAAACGUCUCUCCAGCAACACCCGCGCGGGUUCAACUUUCUUGAACCCAGACGGGGACUCUGGAACGGAGGCAGACAGCGAGCCUCAGCUGGCCUUUUACACCGACCCAAACCGCAGUCGCCGCCGGAGUCGAGCAGCAGGUUCCCCCCGGAGCCCCAUCAAUAAGACCACCCUGACUCUGAUCAGUGUCAUCAGCUGCGUGAUCGGCCUGGUUUACUCCUCUCACAUGUCCUGCACCCUCGCCGUCCGAGUAAUCCUCCAUGUGCCGGAGCACCUCAUCGCUGACGGAUCAAGGUAUAUUUUGCUGCAGGGGAGCCAGUUGGACGCCUCAGACUGGCUGAACCCGGCCCAGAUCUCGUUCUACUACCAGCAGAACGCCAGCGGGCCCUGGGUCAACGAGCUGUGUGGGCGACGCCUCCUGGACCCCUGUGAGCACCAGUGUGAUCCGGAAACAGGAGAAUGCCUUUGCCUCGACGGCUACAUGAAAGACCCGGUCCACAAGCAUCUCUGCAUCCGCAGUGAGUGGGGGCCCAAUCAGGGGCCCUGGCCUUACACCAUAUUUCAGCGUGGUUUUGAUCUUGUGAUGGGAGAACAGCCCUCUGAUCGCAUUUUCAGAUUCACUUACACCUUAGGGGAAGGGAUGUGGCUGCCGCUGAGUAAAAGCUUUGUCAUCCCCCCUGCCGAGCUCGCCAUCAACCCAUCAGCCAAGUGCAAGACGGACAUGACAGUCAUGGAGGACGCGGUGGACGUACGAGAGGAAUUGAUGAUCAGUUCAUCCUUUGACUCGUUGGAGGUUCUCCUGGACUCGUUUGGGCCCGUCAGAGACUGCACCAAAGACAACGGAGGCUGCAGCCGCAACUUCCGCUGCAUAUCUGACCGAAAGCUGGACUCCACCGGAUGUGUGUGCCCUCUGGGGUUGAGUCCUAUGAAGGAUGGGACUGGGUGCUACGACCACCACAUCGGCAUCGACUGUUCCGACGGUUUCAAUGGAGGAUGUGAGCAGCUGUGUCUCCAGCAGCUGGCUCCUCUAGAGGAUGACCCGACACUCUACAACAUCCAGAUGUUCUGUGGGUGCAUUGAGGACUACAAGCGCGGUCCAGAUGGGAGGUCAUGCCUGCCGCUGUCGGAGGCCUGCACUGAGGGAAUAGACUGUGGGGAGGCAGUGGACAUCCCCGCUAACCAGACUGUGUUCGGAGACCUUUUCUACGGAUACAACAACCACACCAAAGAGAGCACCACCGGACAGAUCCUCAAGGCCACAUUCAGGCAGAAGAACUUUGCCCGAGGCAUCGAGCAGCAGCUCCCAGAUGGCAUGGUGGUGGCAUCGGUGCCAAUGGAGGUCCAGUGCCACGAGGAGCUGUCUGACCCUGUUCCGGACCCAGAGUACCUCACAGGUAUGGUGAACUACAGCGAGGUGUCUGGCUACCCCCUUGUUCAGCACUGGAGUCUUCGUUCUGUGCAGUACCACGUCAAACUCAAUCAGUGGGUCCUCUCUCAAGCCUUUAGCUCGGCCAUUCAUUCUCUGGACGGGGCCACGCAGCGGAGCGACUUUGUCUCCAUCCUCAGGGAGUUUGGGAACCAUUAUGUGCAGGAGGCAGUGUACGGCUUCCAGGAGUCCUGUACCAUCUGGUACCCCAACAAACAGGUCCAGAGACAGCUGUGGCUGGAGUACCAGGACAUCAGCAAAGGCAACUCGCCUUCGGAGGAGUCUGAGGAGCGUGACAAGGAGCCGAGGACGCUGACCUACCCCGCGUACAUCGCCAGUCUGCUGGACACGGGUGCGAAGCGCAUGGCUGCCGGUGUCCGUAUGGACUGCAACAGCCAGGGCCAGUGCCCGCGCUCCUGUCACCUCUGCCACAUGAGCCCGAGGGUGGUGCAAGGGCGGCAGCAGUCCGAGCCUGUCCUGCUGCAGAUCACCAAGGCCGCGCCCAUCUUUGAACUGGUGUCCAACAAUGAGACCUACCAGGCUCUUCAUGAAGCGAUGAUGAGCAUGCUGUGGUGUUCGGGGAAAGGGGAUGUUAUCGAUGACUGGUGUCGGUGUGAUUCCAGCGCUUUUGGCACAGACGGACUUCCCACCUGCGCCCCACUUCCUCAACCUAUGCUGAAGCUGUCUUACACCUAUGAGCCCAGCAGCUCAUUGGUCAUCAUGGAGUGGAACCACACCGAGCCACCAAUCGGCGUGCGGAUUGUUGAUUACCUUAUUAGCCAGGAGAAGGUGACAGAGAGGACCGACCACUCCAAAGUUGAGACAGAAACCCUUUUGAGCUUUGUGGAUGACAUCUUGUCUGGGGCCAGGUCGCCAUGUGUGAUGUUAGGGGACAUCCCCAAUCUCCUGUCCUCCUCCAUCAGCAUGAUCAUUCGCUGCCUGGAGCCUGACACCACAUACAUGUUCCGGCUGUGGGCAGUAGACAACACAGGGCGCCGUUCUAGUCCAAGUGAAGUCACUAUUAAAACUCCGUGUCCAACUGUGGAUGACGUCAAAGCACAAGAAAUAGCGGAUAAGAUCUACAACCUGUUCAACGGUUACACCAGUGGGAAGGAGCAGCAGACGGCCUACAACACUCUGAUGGAUCUGGGUGCUCCGACGCUUCGCCGCGUGCUUUACCACUACAACCAGCGCUACGAGAGCUUCGGGGAAUUCACCUGGAGGUGUGAGGAUGAGCUGGGACCCAGGAAGGCCAGCCUCAUCCUCUCCCAGCUAGAUGAACUCUCCCCAUGGUGUAAGGGUCUUCUUCAGGAGCCGAAGAUCGGCCUCCGCAGGAUGUCCCUCAAGUUCCUGUCCUGCCGUUACACUGACAGCAAGGCCUUUGGGCUGAACUGGUCGGACAUGGGCCAGGACGUGUACAAGGCCUGUGACGAGCAGACGCUCACAGUCAUGUAUAAUGACUACGGCGAGCCCAAGGAGCUGUGAAAAGAUUUAAGGGUUAGAUGUGUACAGGAAUGUGGGAGAUUUGUCAAACCCAGCAAAGAAACGCAUAAAAUGCAGGUUUCACAUUUGUUUCCAUAAGCUAUUUGCAUUCAUGGUGUCAUAAGCAAAGAAAGACAGACCUAUAGUAUUCAAUGCACUUAUAUUUUAGAACAACAAAUAACUUAGAGGGACAAAACAUAAGGCCAUGCAUUUUAUUUCACUGUAUUUCUUUGUUGAACUCAACAAUCUCCUCUUUAAAUGUUGAUACAUAAAAGGAACUCGUUGUUUUACCCCUUUGUUGCGAAAGUCUGACAUCUUAAUAGUCUAAUCUAUAUGGGAAAGUGCUAUUUCAUUUGGCUUCUUUAUAUUCAGUCAGAUAUUAAAAGGUCCGAUCUGGGAUAUUAAGGGUUACACAUGAGCUCAUUUGUGCCUGUUUAGAUCUAAACUUCCGCAUAUCUUUAGAAACUUUGGUGAAAAAUUAAAAUAAGGGAACUCUUGAUGUCAAACGUGGCUUAAAACGGAGAGUGAUUGUGACAUUUUAGGUUGCCUAUAUCCAUCCUACAGCCUAGAUCAACCCUGUCUCCUAAAUCUUCCGUUCCCAUACAACUGCAUUCUCAGUUACGUUUCAAAAGAAACUUAUUUGUCCCAGAUUAAGUUUGUUUUUGACGUUUUACAAAUACGUUGCGUUGACUUAUUUUUAACGAAGUUACGUAACAAACAUACUUAUUUGAACCCAAACCAUAAUCUUAUCCUGUACCUAACCAAGUAGUUUUGUUUCAAUUCACAACAGUAACCAUGUGUUUAAAACUGCGACUGUUUCACAACAUGCACCUGUUGUUGGUACGAGGAUGGUUUAUCUAAGAGAAAAUACUUUUUUCUCGAGACGUAAAUGAGAAUGCAGUUUACUUGUAUGGGAAAAAAUAAUGUCCAAAUGAAGCUUCAUGAACCAUUAGUCGUAUUUGUUGAGCCCACUAGACGGCGCUCUUGGUUUAAAGAAAACGGCUCAAGGAAUGGCAAUUCAGUGUGCUUUCAACCCUUUGUUGAAGAGAGAGCUCCAUCUAGUGGGCUCAGAAAAUGGUUCAAAAAGCGUCAUUUGGCUAUCACUAAUGGGAACAUAAUUCUUUAGAAGACAAGUUUGCCCGGAUACAGCUAGCUGCUUCUUAGACCCGACCUAAAGUCAACACUUUGUUCUUGUAAAGUUUUCAUAAUGGAUCCAGGAGUUUGUGGGUCUUUUAAAGAUUUAAAAUUCAUUGUAGCUUCAGUUUCACUGGUACAUUCCAACCAUUGGUAAAUAUUGUACAGCUUCUGAUUCUUGCCGUACUCAUUUAUUAUGAAUAGCUGCAACAAACCCAGUGGGUGAACACUUCCUGGUAGUGAUGGCCAAAUAAAGCCUCAUGAAGCUUUGUGAACCAUUUUCUUUAUUUUCUGAGCCCACUAGAUGACGCUCUUGGUUUAAAGAAAAAGGAUCAAGGAAUGGCAUUUCAGUGUGCUUUCAACACUUUGCUCAACAGAGAACCAUCUAGUGGGCUCAGGGAAAAAAAUAAAAUGCUUCAUGAAGCUUUAUGAGGCUUAAUUUGGCCAUCACUACUUCAUGGGCUAAAACAUCAUGUAUCUCAGCUGUGAUUGGUUAUUGGCUGCUGUAUUGUAUAGAGUUGCAUAUACAGUUUUCACUUCUCUUUUUACAUAUUUUGAAUGAAGUCAGCCUCUGAACUAGUACUUACAAACCUGGUUUUGUCAUUCAAACAUGUUGAAAAGUUAAUACAGUGCAAGAUAUUUAAAAAAAAGCCAGUAUUAUACAAAGUUAUCCAUGUUUCUAUGAAAAAGGCGAGGUAGCAUGUAAACACAGAUUUUAUUAGAAAGGUAAAUAAGAGAGGAUGGUCUGCUGAGAGUUAUUUUAGUAGUAUAGACAAUAAAAAACAAACUUGUACAUAGCAUUAUCAUAAAAGUUUUAGUGAUAUAACCUGCUGAAUGUAGUAUUAAUAGCUAGCAUUUAUAAGUGAAGCUGUUAUAAAGGAGGUUUACUAAAUAAACAGGCAUCACAUAGUGAAUACACAGGUCUGUUCAUUUUCUCUACACAUUCAAUAAAACCUGCCAAACAGUUUCUUUUAUGGUUUUCACAUCAUUCAAAAUCAAUCCAAUGAACCACUGUUAAAAGUGAUAAUUCUGUAUUGAAACUGCAAAUUAACAGUGUCUUAAUGUUUUCAACUGCUUCUCUGUAUGAUUAAACUUCAUGCAACAAUGAAACAGCUUUAUGCGACAUUUCCACUAAUACUGUGUGUUUAUUGUGAGUAUAUUUUAACUUUUAUAUGACCUCUAUUUGUUCCGUUAUUUUAUCAUUGUGCAGUGGCCAUUUUGGAGAUUGAUGUCAAAGAAAUGCAAAUUUAUAUUAUUUGUUGAUUUUAAACAAAUCUCAUGUGAAUACUAAAAUGAACACUUGUAGAUUUUUGUAUAGGCAGCAAAGUAUUUCAUAAAUGCAUCACAUUAUAUCACAGUUGUUUUUCUUCUGUAUAUAAAUAUACAACAGGUGGCAUUUUACAUAACACUUCAGUGUGCUUUAGUAGAUACAAUAUUGUAUUGUAAUAUCUCCUGUGUAGCUUAGUACAGCAAUUGGAUUAAUCUGCUCUAUUGCAGUUGUGAUGUAAAGAGCAGAGGGCUCUACUUUUUGUGAUUUAAACAUGAGAUCCAUUAUCUGAAACUGGAUUGUGAUUGGUUGAUUAAAAGAUUACUGUAUAAUUUUUUUUUUUAAUAGUAAAAUGACAAACUAAUUAAGUGUAAUUGAAAAUAAAGUGAAUAAGGCAACAUAACUUUUGAGAUGUAAACCAACCAUCUACUAUCUGCAUGAUAUUAUUGUCUAUACCGUCUGUGGCUAUUAUAAACUUUUUUCACU
This is a messenger RNA of Perca flavescens (yellow perch), 6906 nucleotides long. RefSeq names its product astrotactin 1 (gene astn1). The record is from RefSeq and is a predicted model, not a curated record. Gene Ontology annotation, molecular function: protein binding. Gene Ontology annotation, biological process: neuron cell-cell adhesion; neuron migration. NCBI's taxonomy places the organism in Eukaryota, Metazoa, Chordata, Actinopteri, Perciformes, Percidae. The transcript is spliced from 24 exons. Bases 105 to 4022 code for a protein of 1305 amino acids. Gene Ontology annotation, cellular component: endosome; membrane.